AUGAGUACACAGCGACUCAAGCGGCUGACGCCUACCAUGAUCUUUAUCCAUAUCCAAAAGGCUCACUCAUCGAGCCGCUCACCCUCAAAUGAUUCAAAUGACAAUGGCGGCCGAGGUCGCCGAAUUACGCGGCCAGAGACUUCUCAAGAUUUCUCGUAUCCACCUGCCUUCGAAGUCAGCCUUACGAUAUUCGCGCUCCUGAUCGCCGUCUUGUGUGUCGCCUUAGAUAGUAUGAUCGUCUCGACCGCCAUUCCCGGAAUCCCAGACAAAUGUUUCGACCCACAUUAUGUUGGCUGGAACGGAUUUGGCCAGCUGCCAUCAUUUCUCGAAAGUACUCAGAAAGGCGAAGCCAAUUGA
This is a messenger RNA of Diaporthe amygdali, 357 nucleotides long. RefSeq lists its product as uncharacterized. The transcript is spliced from 2 exons. The coding region runs from base 1 to 357 and encodes 118 amino acids. The record is from RefSeq and is a predicted model, not a curated record. NCBI's taxonomy places the organism in Eukaryota, Fungi, Ascomycota, Sordariomycetes, Diaporthales, Diaporthaceae.